Rhagoletis zephyria (snowberry fruit fly) is the source of this 787-nucleotide messenger RNA. The record is from RefSeq and is a predicted model, not a curated record. NCBI's taxonomy places the organism in Eukaryota, Metazoa, Arthropoda, Insecta, Diptera, Tephritidae.
AUGACUAAAUCGUACCUGCUCGAGUCAGACCCCAUCCUCAAGACGUCCUCCAAGGCAACGUCCUCGCCCUUUGCCCUGAGCAACAAUAACAACAACAAUGCUGAGGGCACUGGUGGCAAUGCUGGCAAUGGAGGAAGUGGCGGUGGUGGACAUCGUCACCACCACCACCAUCACCAGCAGCAGCGUUCUUCCACCAACUGGAACCACUACCAGGAGGAUGCGGCUGCGGCCGCCGCCGCCUCUGCGGCCAUUCAGCAGCAGCUCCGCCAUCAGCACCUGCAGCUGCAGCAGCACUCCAUUCCCGGGCACGACCUCUUCUCCGAUCGGCCCUCCGUCAAGCCCUCACUGGCGGCGCACCACGUCCAACCGAUCGCUUACAUCAACGGCAACUCGGUGCGACCGGUGCGCUGUCGACACUACUCGCAGCAGCAGACGGCGCUGUCGGUGGUGCACCAGCAGCAGCGACAGGAGCAGCAGCAACAGCAGGCGAUGCAGCACAGUAAUGGUCGAAAUCUAAAUGCCAAGCGCGGCGGCCGAGGCAUUGAUUCAAUGUCCGAGAGCACCAGCAGCACUAACAGCACCAGCAGCAUCAGCGGCAGCAGCACAACUGGCAGCAUUGACAGCGACGGAGCCAUCAACCACGAAGAACUGAUGAUCAUGGACUUUGACGGACUCAGCAACAGCAGCGGCGGCGGUGGCGGCGGCAACGGAAGUGGCAACGAGGCCGGGCCUGCCCAUCCUCCCGUCGGACACUACGGCGCCGGUAAUGCCAUCAACAGCGGCGGUG